Messenger RNA from Parascedosporium putredinis, 483 nucleotides. NCBI's taxonomy places the organism in Eukaryota, Fungi, Ascomycota, Sordariomycetes, Microascales, Microascaceae. The record is from the annotation of a GenBank genome assembly.
AUGCGCCCGAGCGUGCGGUCGUUCGAAAGGAUAGAAGAAGGAUACGGCUGGGAUCAGGCCCCUACCCUCUACGGAAAUCGCGGCUCCGUCCGUAUCCCACGAAGAAAGAGCAGCAGACAGAAGCAGCCUGGUCAUGACCGCGAGGCCGAAAUCCGAGCGAUGGCCAGCUCAAUGUCUCUUCGAAGAGCGAGGGAUACGCCAACACCGCCCAUGCGCCUCAGUAGCAAGCGGAUCAAGGCUGGUAUUGGGUUUAGCCAACAUUGGGACGGGCCUUCAACGGAAGGCUCCCUGCCCGGCACGGCAUCGAUACGCUCUGAGAUGUCUACAGAUUCGGAACACGGCGCGUACCGUCUUAAAACUUUGGAGGCAUUAGCGCCUCGCCCUAUUCUUCGCUACGAAGCCAACCCCGCUGGCGACCUUCGAACAGCUACGGCCCCUCCCGUACAACCUCCCAAAAGAAAGCGUUUGCUGAACGCCCUGUAA